AUGCAGUUAAUGAACAAAAUGGACGAGCUCUAUCUGGAUAAUAUCGACGAAUACGUUAACGACCACGACAAAAUAGUGACAUAUAAAUGGCUGAGUGGCACUCUUGGAGUGCAUGUCAACACAGCUAAACAGAUGCUAUAUCACUACUUGGACAACAAAAGGAAGGAGAGCUCAGCUCAGCUCCAUGCGACUUAUCUGGUGUCAGGAAAGUGUGUGGACAACGGUCAAACGAGUCAUAGGGUGUCACUUGUGCGCGAGGAGCAGCUGGAAGAUUUUAAGUCCAAAAUGAGUUUGAUUGUGAGUAUACACGUUUAUAGCGUCCAGAAAGCUCUGCUGAGGGACAGCGGGCCGCUAUACGCCGUCGACUACGAUGCCGUCAAAGACAACUUGCUCAACUGCAGCAAGUACAGUGCCAUCCGAUGUUCCGGUGCCGUUCCCAUGUCCUCAUCAGAACGUGAUUUGCAGAGAGCUCCACCUCCUCCUGUUCCGGAGCCACAACAGAGCAAGAAGCCUUCUGCUAGCGACAAAACAGCUUCUAAAGCCAAGCCAGCCAAAGGCAUCAUGGGAAUGUUCACUGGUAAAACUGCGUCAGCCAAGAGCAAAGACAUCAGCAACGAGAUCAAGUCAGAGGAAGCAGCUGUAGAGGUGGAUAUCCCUAAGGGUAAAGCGUCAGCAAAAUCCAAUCACAUGAUGAACUUCUUCGGCAACCAAAACACAAAGAAGCAAGAAAAACCUGUGAAGAAGGAGGAAGAAGUGGCACCAGAGCCUUCGUCGGCUGAGCUGCAACAGCCAGAAAAAAAACAAGAAAGGGUUAUGGUAGAACCAUCGAAGAACAAGAAAGAUUCAAGAAGCAAAAUUAAACGUCUCCAGAGUUCAGACAGCGAGGAGGAGAAGAUGGAAAAGAAGAAGCGACGAAGGAUCAAGAAACCGGUGUCUGACAGCAGUGAAGACGAAGACGUUAUUCCAGAUUCUCCACCACCGACGGUAGUGAGAGAAGUGUCACCAGUGCCCGCCAAGGAACCUGCAUCACAACCAAGUUACUCUGAGACCUCUAAAAUCCGCAAGCGUAGACGUGUUCUGAAGUCUCGAACCUUCGUGGACGAAGAGGGUUGCAUUGUAACGGAGAAAGGCUACGAGAGCGAGUCUUAUUCAGAAGAGGAAAGCGCCGCCCCAGCCACCAAGCAGGCGACAAAAAAUCAGGCCAGGGCCAAAACGUCAACGAGCAACGAGAAGAAAAGUGUGAAGAAAACAACAGAGAACAAAGCCACAAAACAAGCUUCCAUUAUGGGAUUUUUUCAAAAGAAGUGA
Messenger RNA from Nerophis lumbriciformis (worm pipefish), 1308 nucleotides. Lineage: Eukaryota; Metazoa; Chordata; Actinopteri; Syngnathiformes; Syngnathidae. The record is from RefSeq and is a predicted model, not a curated record.